GCCUCACCCUGUGUAUGAAGAUGAGCACGGAUGGUGGUGGUGUGAGUGGUGGUGGCGGUGGUGUUGUAGGCCCCGCUGUCAUCCCAUCGACUGCUACGUUGUCGAGUGCUGGUUCGUCGAGCGCUGUGCCCACGUCGACGACCACGACGACGAGGUCGUCUUCAAUGGCUGGCGUUCCCGCGUUCAGUCGAAGACAGCUGCCCAAGGAGUGGCGCAAGGUGAGGAGCAAGACAGAUGGCCGUGUGUUUUUCGUCAACACGGUGACGCGCAAGACGACAUGGUUUGACCCGCGCAAGAAGGUCAUGCCCGAUGAUGUGCUGCCUGACGGGUGGGAGCAGGCGUUUGAUCGCAACGGCCACAUCUACUUUAUCGACCACCGCAACAAGUUGACGCAACGCAACCCGCCCGAGGAUCUUCCCGCCACGUGGCAACAGCGGCUGCAGCGAGCCAGAGACGCGCGCGCCGCCAUGUCGGAGCACCCAGAGCUCCAGCACACCAGCCACGACCGCGAACGCAACCACAGCCACGACCGCGAACGCAACCACAGCUGCAAUCACGAUCAUUCACACACCACAGAAACCAGCAACACCAACAGCGACAGCGGCAGCGGCAGCGGUGGCAGCAAGAACAUCAGCCACAACGCCAGCAACACGCACAACACCGGCAGAGCGCCAACAAAAGGGCACGAAAGCCGACGCCAACAGGAGCUGCAACUGGAAAGGCGUGAUGACCGCGAAAAGGCCAAGCACGCGCACCAGCCCACCGGUUCCUUGCCCAAUAGUGACACCUUGUAUGAGUACAGGUCGCCGCCCCAGCACCAGGAUCAUGAGCCGCACCAUCACAAGCAUCGGUCUCGCAAACACGAGCUGGAGCGACAUGGGAAGAAGAGCCUCGCGCGAGGAACCGAGGCGAGAGGAUCCCCGCCCCACCGGAAGCAUCAGCAGCGACUACGUGGCGGUGUGCCUGCGUCGCCAACCACACUGCGCAAGCACUGGACUGCACCCCUCUCCCCAUCAACGCACCCUCGCCACGCGGUACUUCAACCCGCAGCCCCACCAGCGUCGAACCCACAACGCCGGCACCGCAGUCACCGGCAUCACCGCACAAAGGGGCGGCAACGCACUUCUGCACGUGGUGAUAGCGCUGAUCGUGGUGUUGACAUUGCCAAUAUCGAUGGCCGCGAUCAGGACCGGGAUGUGUUUGGCACCACCCCACCGCCCUCACCCAUUGCGAUGCUCCGCAGCAGCAGCAGCAGCGCCGGCGAGCUGGCCACCACGGCGACGCGUGCGGCCGAGUGGCGCGAACACCAGCGGCUGCAGCACUUGCAGCGGCAGCGGCAGAGGCGGCGCCAGCAGCAGCGCAGCCACUACACGCCAGACGAUCGCCACCACGUGCUUGCAAGCAGGUGCCCGGCUGACGGAAGCGCACCCCGUGCACACGUUGCAGCGCACCACAACCAGCCACCACAACACCACCAAACACAGCAGCAGCAGCAGCAACAAGUAGUAACAACGCCUGUCAAGCGCGGGCAGGAGGGCUUGCUGCCGUUGCCCGCAGGCAGUCCCCAGCGAAGGCACAGCUCAACCUCCCUGCUCUCCUGGGACUCGCUCACCUCGCUCGUGUCCACAGUCUCGCGCACCCUGUCAACAGCCUCCACAACAGCAUCCCUCAACUCGUCUGUACGCGCCAUAUUCGGGGGUGGCGAUGGCGGCGGUGGUGAUGAAUAUAAUGACGAUGGUGUUGGUGGUGGCGAUGAUGGUGAUGAUGGUGGUGAUGGUGAUGGUGAUGAUGGUGAUGUAGAGACAGGCGGGAGCCGAGAGAGACAUCUGCGAUGGCGUGGUGUGACGGCUGCGACGGAGGGCGGAGAAGGGGAAGACGUGUCCGGCGAUGAUUCUGAUGGAGGUGAGGAUGGCAAUUGCAGCUUCGACGGCUGCGCACGCCUGGGCGGUGUGUGUCGACGCUGUGGUGCUGCGGUGGCCAGAAGAGGCGCGUGUCGUGCAUGUGGCGGUGACACCGGUGGUGGUGGCGGUCAUGGUGGGGGAUGUGUCGUUGACACAAUGAAUGGAGAGCGCACGAAGCAGCAGCAGCAGCAGCGGCGGCGGCGGCGGCGGCACGGUGUGAAUGUGAUUGAAGGGACCGUGAUACGCGGGGUGGCGUUCAUGUUUGGCGAUGGUAGCAGUGAUCGGAGUGCUGACAAUAGUGGUGAUGGUGAUGGUGAUGGUGAUGGCGAUGGUGAUGGUGGGGAGGUGCUGCGGUUUCAGUCGGGGCGCGGCGGUAGUUGAGUGCUUGAGUCGUUUAUCCGUUGAUUCGUUGUUCCGUUGAUGGUCAGAGGAUAGGGGCGCUCGUUGUGCCGGCUGGGCUUUGGAUGAUAUAAGAAUGGGUAUUUAUUGCUUGAGUGGUUGGCGUUGAGCAUGGCUUGAGGGUCAUUUCGGUGCUUGGCAGUGUCGUUGCAUGUGUGCGAUUAAAAAAAAAACUCGU
Molecule: messenger RNA, 2478 nt
Organism: Salpingoeca rosetta
Lineage: Eukaryota; Choanoflagellata; Craspedida; Salpingoecidae
Exons: 1
Coding region: 15-2282 (755 amino acids)
Molecular function (GO): protein binding
Source: RefSeq, a predicted model, not a curated record